This is a messenger RNA of Arabidopsis lyrata subsp. lyrata, 3738 nucleotides long. RefSeq lists its product as uncharacterized. NCBI's taxonomy places the organism in Eukaryota, Viridiplantae, Streptophyta, Magnoliopsida, Brassicales, Brassicaceae. The transcript is spliced from 6 exons. The record is from RefSeq and is a predicted model, not a curated record. Bases 1678 to 3660 code for a protein of 660 amino acids.
UAUGAAGAGUCUUGUCUUCUUGAACAUGAGAGGAUGCACGUCUCUUCGAAAUAUUCCAAAGGCGAAUCUGAGCUCUCUGAAAGUUCUCAUACUCAGCGACUGCUCAAGGUUUCAGGAAUUUCAAGUGAUUUCAGAAAAUUUAGAAACUUUGUAUUUAGAUGGCACUGCACUGGAGACACUUCCUCCAGCCAUUGGGAAUCUUCAGAGACUUGUUUUGUUGAAUUUGAGAAGCUGUAAAGCGCUGGAGCAUCUUCCUAGUUCUCUUAGAAAGCUAAAAGCUCUUGAAGACCUAAUACUCUCUGGUUGCUCAAAGCUCAAGAGUUUUCCAACGGACACAGGAAACAUGAAACAUUUGCGGAUCUUACUGUAUGAUGGCACAGCGCUAAAAGAGAUUCAAAUGAUAUUGCACUUCAAAGAAUCACUCCAGCGUUUAUGCUUGAGUGGAAAUAGCAUGAUCAACCUGCCAGCUAACAUCAAACAACUUAAUCAUCUGAAGUGGCUUGACUUGAAGUACUGUGAGAAUCUCAUAGAGCUUCCCACACUUCCUCCAAACCUUGAAUACUUAGACGCACAUGGAUGUCACAAACUGGAACAUGUUAUGGAUCCGCUGGCCAUUGCUUUGAUCACCGAGCAGACUUGUUCUACAUUCAUUUUCACUAACUGCACAAAUCUGGAAGAAGAUGCAAGGAACACUAUCACAUCCUAUGCAGAACGGAAAUGCCAGCUACACGCAUGUAAGUGUUACGAUAUGGGUUUUGUUUCGAGAGCAUCCUUCAAGACAUGCUUUCCUGGAUGUGAAGUUCCCUUAUGGUUCCAGCACCAAGCUGUCGGAUCAGUGUUAGAGAAAAGGCUGCAACCAAAUUGGUGUGACAAUCUGGUUUCUGGUAUAGCACUGUGUGCUGUUGUCUCAUUUCAGGAUAACAAACAGUUGAUCGACUGUUUCUCAGUGAAAUGUGCCUCGGAGUUCAAAGACGACAACGGUUCUUGCAUCAGCUCUAAUUUCAAAGUAGGAAGUUGGACCGAACCGGGAAAAACUAACUCAGACCAUGUAUUUAUCGGCUACGCCAGUUUCUCAAAAAUCACAAAACGUGUAGAGAGCAAGUACUCGGGUAAGUGUAUACCCGCAGAAGCGACACUUAAAUUCAAUGUGACUGAUGGUACACAUGAAGUGGUGAAGUGUGGGUUUAGAUUGGUAUAUGUGGAACCAAACAACCUUCUUAGCAAAGAAAAAUCUUCAUCAGGACAGUUUAGUUGUGGUGAGAAAAUCACUGGUUGCCUCAUUGUGGGGUUUUUGUAUGUAUUUAUGUUAUAUCCUUUGAAAUUCUUGAUGUAUGGUUGCCCGGUCAUUGCUUGUUGUGGAUUCUUUGGGACAUUGUUUCUUCUACUCAAGGAAAAGUGGAAUUCUUCAAACCCACAGAGGCCAAACAUGAGAGCUUACGUGAAGACGAUGAAACCAAGAUGCCCUCUGGACCCGAGACUUGAUCAGGACACGGUUCCAUUACUGUACUUGUGUUUUUCUUUUUUUUGGGUGCCUUUUUUUUUUAUUACAUAUAAAAACUUCUGUAAUAACUUCAAGAUUUAAGCCUUGCAGAAUUCAAAGAAUGAAACUUUACACUCACGAAUUCAAAUAAUCAGAUCGGAUCGCCGUUAGAUUCCGACGGAGGAGAUUUUUUGGCGAUGUUGAGAUCACGGCGUUCACGUUCCCGUCACGGCGCACAAGCUUGCGCCGUUAUGUCUGCCGUUCUUCUUCUCGCUUCCGUCUCUCUUCUCUACACUCGUCUCUCACUCUUCUCAUCUCACUCGCCGAUUCACCUCCGCUCCGGCUCCAGCGAAGACGCUGUUUUGUUCCCGGAUUCUCUCCUCGUCUCAGAUUCCGACGUUGAAACCACCGGCGGAGGAGGAAGAGGAUCCACUACCUCAACCGAAGACAGAAUCGACGAGCACGACGAUGCGAUCGAAGACGACGGCGGUUCUAAUGAGGAAGAUGAGAAUCAGGACGCCGAGCAAGAGCAAGAAGUGGAUCUUAAUCGGAACAAGGGUGGUGCUUCUUCGUCUUCGUCUUCUUCUUCUGGGUUUUACUUCGAUCAUGUUAAUGGAGUUAUCAGAAGAGCUUUUAAUAAACGAUCUAUAGAUGAAUGGGAUUAUGAUUACACAGGUUUUAGUAUUGAUUCGGAUAAUUUAGGAGAUAAGAGUAGAGCUGCGUUUGGAUCUGAUGAUGUUCCAUUAGAUGAAUCGAUUCGUAGGAAGAUUGUUGAGGUUACGAGUGUAGAAGAUGCGUUGUUGUUGAAAUCAGGGAAGAAGGUAUCGCCAUUGAGGGAAGGUUGGGGAGAUUGGUUUGAUAAGAAAGGUGAUUUCUUGAGGAGAGAUAGGAUGUUUAAGUCGAAUAUCGAGACGUUGAAUCCGUUGAAUAAUCCAAUGUUGCAGGAUCCUGAUGGUGUUGGGAUUACUGGAUUGACUAGAGGUGAUAAGGUUGUGCAGAAAUGGAGGUUGAAUCAGAUUAAGAGAAACCCUUUUAUGGCGAAGAAGCCGUUGAGUGUUGUUUCAGAGAAGAAGGAACCAAAUGAAGUUAGAGAGAGUAGAGAAAGGAUUAGGUUGCAGAAUAAGGACGAUGGUAGACAUGGUGAAAUCAAGAGAGGUGAACGUAAGACAUUAGACGAUGAUAAGAAAAUUGAGAGAAAGGAACAGACGAAUACAAAAUUUGAGGGGAAGCUUGAUGAGGUUACAGAACAUAUGUAUGCAGAUGGUACGAAAUGGGGAUAUUAUCCCGGUAUAGAACCGAGUUUGUCGUUUUCAGAUUUUAUUGAUUCGUUUUUUAGGAAGGGGGAAUGUUCUAUGAGAGUGUUUAUGGUGUGGAAUUCACCUGGUUGGAUGUUUAGUGUUAGGCAUCAAAGAGGGCUUGAGAGCUUACUUUCUCAGCAUCGAGAUGCUUGUGUUGUAGUUUUCUCAGAGACCGUUGAGCUUGAUUUCUUCCGGAACAGCUUUGUGAAAGACGGUUAUAAAGUUGCUGUGACAAUGCCCAACCUUGAUGAGUUGCUGCAGGAUACUCCUACUCACGUAUUUGCUUCUGUGUGGUUCGAUUGGAGAAAAACUAAGUUUUAUCCUACUCACUACAGUGAACUUGUUCGGCUUGCCGCCCUUUAUAAAUAUGGCGGGGUUUAUCUCGAUUCUGAUGUGAUAGUUUUGGGUUCAUUAUCGUCACUGAGAAAUACUAUCGGCAUGGAGGAUCAGGCAGCCGGUGAAUCACUGAACGGUGCUGUUAUGUCAUUCGAAAAGAAAAGCCCAUUCUUACUCGAAUGCUUGAAUGAGUACUACUUAACUUACGAUGAUAAGUGUUUGCGAUGCAACGGAGCUGAUCUCUUGACUCGAGUAGCUAAACGGUUUCUGAACGGGAAGAACAGGCGUAUGACUCAACAGGAGCUAAACAUUCAACCAUCCUCUGUUUUCUUCCCAAUCAGCUCACAACAUAUAACAAACUAUUUUGCAUACCCUGCAAUAAAAGAUGAGAAGUCGCAGCAAGACGAAUCGUUCAAGAAGAUCCUCAACGAGUCCUUAACGUUCCAUUUUUGGAACAGCGUAACUUCCUCACUGAUCCCUGAACCUGAGAGCCUUGUGGCUAGGUUCCUUGAUCAUUGUUGUAUCAGAUGCUCCGAUGUAUUAUAAAACUAUUUUUGGUAAAACCAUUUAUAUAAAGAUUACAUUUUUUAGAAAAGAGGACGAGCCAUUAAAGCUCCAAUGUUA